Messenger RNA from Diaporthe batatas, 396 nucleotides. RefSeq lists its product as uncharacterized. Lineage: Eukaryota; Fungi; Ascomycota; Sordariomycetes; Diaporthales; Diaporthaceae. The coding region runs from base 1 to 396 and encodes 131 amino acids. The transcript is spliced from 3 exons. The record is from RefSeq and is a predicted model, not a curated record.
AUGGCCGACUGCACUGUUAAUUCGCAGAUCAUCUCUGAUAUCACGAACCGGGAGAAGACGCUCACCAGCCAGGAUGACCCUGUGAAGGGAGGCCCUACCUCCCAAGCCCAACGCCACGUCCACGACAAUAUUUCCAGCGAUUCGGUCGUCAGCGGCAUUGCCAAAGGCGACAACAACGGCCAGAAGCACACCGGGACGCUUGACGGCCAGACCAUCUCAGAGAUCAACAGCGCUGAGAGUAAGCUUACCGGUCAGCGUAAGCAUGCUAAUGAGCCCAUCAAUGCUGACAUGCUGCUUAAUAUCACCGAGGGAGAGAAGAAUGUCGCAGGUGAAAGGAUCAAGGGAGGCUCAACUGCCAUUGCCCAGUCGGAGCUAGCAAAGUCACGUUCGUCUUAG